This is a messenger RNA of Penicillium verrucosum, 1662 nucleotides long. RefSeq lists its product as uncharacterized. The transcript is spliced from 11 exons. The record is from RefSeq and is a predicted model, not a curated record. Gene Ontology annotation, cellular component: membrane. Lineage: Eukaryota; Fungi; Ascomycota; Eurotiomycetes; Eurotiales; Aspergillaceae. Gene Ontology annotation, molecular function: carbohydrate:proton symporter activity. Gene Ontology annotation, biological process: transmembrane transport; carbohydrate transport. The coding region runs from base 1 to 1662 and encodes 553 amino acids.
AUGGUGGUUCCUCUCGCGGGAGAGACGGCCAUCUCGGCCAAACGCGCUGAGCUUGCAGGCAAAAAUGGGUUCAAGGGCCUGCUCAGUAACAAAAAGACAACAUGUAUUGGACUUUUCGCGUCACUAGGAGGUCUGGUCUAUGGAUACAACCAGGGAAUGUUUGCUCAGGUUCUGACAAUGCCGGCGUUCCAGGCAGCGACUGGAGAUUACGCGAAGGAAACGGGUAUUAAGCAAGGAAUGCUCACGUCCAUCCUCGAACUUGGUGCUUGGGUGGGAACAUUGGCAAACGGAUAUCUUGCCGAUGCGCUCGGUCGUCGCCUGACUGUUUUGGUUGCCGUGGUAGUAUUCUGCGUUGGUGUCAUUGUUCAGGCCUGUACGGCGAACAAGGACUUUGUCUUCGGUGGUCGAUUCGUGACUGGUCUGGGUGUUGGUAGUCUGAGUAUGGUUGUGCCGCUGUAUAAUGCAGAGUUGGCACCACCGGAGAUUCGUGGCUCGCUCGUCGCUGUGCAGCAACUCGCCAUCACCUUUGGAAUCAUGGUCAGCUUCUGGAUUGGCUAUGGAACCAAUUAUAUUGGCGGAACUGGGGCAACACAAUCGGAUGCUGCAUGGUUGGUCCCAGUCUUCCCCCGUCAUCUCAUGAACACUGGCCGCGAGGAAGAAUGCCUACAAACCCUGGCCCGCUUGCGUAACGCACCUCCGGAUGAUUUGCUUGUUCGCAUUGAGUUCCUUGAAAUCAAGAGUUUGUACCUCUUCGAACGAGAGACAGCUGCCGAGAAGUAUCCCGACUGGCAGGAUGACUCGUUUUCCAGCCGCUUCAAGAUUGGAGUUUAUGAUUACAUGUCAUUGAUCACCGACAAGUCUCUAUUUAAGCGCACGGCGACGGCGUGCAUGAUUAUGGUGUUCCAACAAUGGAAUGGCAUCAACGCAAUUAACUACUAUGCACCAUUCAUCUUCAAGGAGAUGCACCUAGGCGGCAACACAAUCUCACUACUCGCCACCGGUGUGGUUGGAAUUUUCGAGUUUGUCUUCACCAUUCCCGCCGUCUUGUGGGUUGACAAGAUUGGACGAAAGAAGAUCUUGAUUGCUGGCGCCAUUGGAAUGGCGUCCUGUCAUUUCAUUGUCGCAGGUAUCAUUGGCGCGUAUCAGGGUAGAUUCGAAGACCACGCCGCCGCUGGCUGGGUGGCCAUUGUCUUUGUUUGGAUUUUCAUCAUCAACUUCGCCUACUCAUGGGGACCUGUUGCGUGGAUUGUUACAUCCGAGGUAUUCCCACUCAGCAUGCGUGCCAAGGGUGUUAGUAUGGGUGGUAGUAGUAACUGGUUGAACAACUUCGCAGUCGGUACUGCUACAUCUCCUUUCCUCCAAAAAAGCAAUUUUGGUGCAUUCAUCUUCUUCGGAUGCAUCACGACCGUUGCUGUGUUCUAUGUCAUCUUCCUUGUGCCCGAAACCAAAGGUCGUACUCUUGAGGAGAUGGACGAAUUGUUCGGAUCGGUCGGGUUGGCAGCUGCCGAUAGUGGACGCAAGGAACGAAUCGAACGUGAAAUCGGCCUUCUUGCUCUUGUUGGAGCGGAGCCCUCCGACGAGAAGCACACUGAGGCUGGUAUGUUUGAGGGCAAGGCCGAGGUGUCGAACCAUGAGGAUGUCGUGUCUAGCCCGAGGGAUUAG